AUGGUUGCUGAACUUGGACAAUAUGCUCAUGCAAUUGGGACGGGUUCCAACAAUUUGAUGGAACCCCAAAGUAUCAAAGCAAUUUACAUUGAACCUACGAAGGGACAACGUACUGGGCACCGAGUGCUCAACCUGAAUACUAAGAAGAUGAUUUCCCGACCCAAGGUCGUUGUACUACCCGUUACCGACCAAGUAAUCCAGCUUGUUGAAGCUUGGGCUGCUGCCAAGGGUGUUACUUCCAUGAUUUUUUUCGAUAAGAAGAGAGAUUUGGAGACAUUUCAAGAUGGCAAUGAAAUUGCAGGAGUGGAUGACACGGAACAAGACGACAAUUGGGGUGAUGAAGACGACAAAGAGGAAGAACCUAUUGUGGCCGUUUUGGAUUACCAUCAAGAAAAUGUCGAUAGAGGAACCGAUGAAAUUGGGAGCCUCGUUACUGAUCUGGAGGACCUACAAGAGCCGUCAGAAGAAGAGAUUGUAUUUGAGCCUGAAAUGCCUCAAGUACCAAAAGUCACUCAAUCUGGUGGGCAAACGUAUGCGCAAGCUGCAAUAUCGGGUAAGGGCAAAUCUACGGUAUGGGCGCAACACAGCAGCUUCUUCCGCUCUCAAGGCAGACAGCAUGAUCCAAGGGAGGCGUUUAUGGUGGACCUUUGA
Messenger RNA from Cylindrotheca closterium, 651 nucleotides. The record is from the annotation of a GenBank genome assembly. NCBI's taxonomy places the organism in Eukaryota, Bacillariophyta, Bacillariophyceae, Bacillariales, Bacillariaceae.